Messenger RNA from Triticum aestivum (bread wheat), 4526 nucleotides. RefSeq lists its product as uncharacterized. The transcript is spliced from 26 exons. The coding region runs from base 418 to 4203 and encodes 1261 amino acids. Gene Ontology annotation, cellular component: COPI vesicle coat. Gene Ontology annotation, molecular function: protein binding; ATP binding; protein kinase activity. The record is from RefSeq and is a predicted model, not a curated record. Gene Ontology annotation, biological process: endoplasmic reticulum to Golgi vesicle-mediated transport; intra-Golgi vesicle-mediated transport; retrograde vesicle-mediated transport, Golgi to endoplasmic reticulum. Lineage: Eukaryota; Viridiplantae; Streptophyta; Magnoliopsida; Poales; Poaceae.
AUUCUCCAUCCCGUGACCUAUAUCUACUACCAGCUCGUUCCAAUCCUCUUCUCCCCACCUCAUUCCCAGAGGCCGCCGCCACCCCUGCUCCCCUCGUCUCUCACCGCAGCAGAGCAGAUCCAGGAGCCACACGCUACGGGAUGCUCGCCGGAGUUCAGGGAGGAGGCGACGCAGCUGAGCAGUCAACCUCGGAAUAGUUGAGCAGCCAUUAGUUCAUCGCAUCUUUCCAUUCUCUCGCGCGUCUGGCAGCAAGCACCGACUUAGAGCCAAACUAAUGCAGGAGCAUCUUGUAUACACCUUCUGCCUCCUUUCACAAGAUCUGGCAUCGCUAAUACCAUCCCUUCACAAGAUCUUGUAUAUACCUGCUGAAGACUAGCCCUACACGGCAGCAGGGCUUCAUAUAUAUCAGGCUGCGCAAUGGUUGGCCAAGCUAUUACUACACAACAUGACCUGGAGUACAUGCUAGUUGAUCCGACCCUAGAGCCCACUGCCUUGCCAUUGUCACUUUUGUCAGAAAUCACACAUGGUUUCUCUGAUGACAUGGAAAUCGGCAGAGGAGGCUUUGCAACUGUUUAUAAGGCAACACUUGAGAAUGGAGCCGUCGCUGUAAAGAAGUUGCGCAAUACGCACAUCCACGAGAAAGAGUUUCUGGGAGAGAUUAAAUGCCUUGUGAAGCUGAAGCACAAGAAUAUCGUUCGAUUUCUGGUAUAUUGUUCUGACACACAAGGAAAUAUGGCAAAUUACAACGGAACAUUAGUCAUGGCAGAUGUACAAGAAAGAUUACUCUGUUUUGAGUAUCUACACAAAGGAAGUCUUGUCGCUUAUAUAAAGGAUUCAUCCAGAGAACUUGAAUGGAGAGAGCGUUACCAAGUAAUAAAAGGGAUCUGCGAGGGGUUAAACUAUCUUCACCAAGAAAAUAUUCUGCACUUGGAUUUAAAACCAGAAAAUAUAUUGUUGGAUGAAGAUAUGAAUCCAAAAAUUACUGAUUUCGGACUAUCAAGGUGUUUUGAGGAAGAUCAAACACGAUGCAUUACUGAUAAUGUGGGAGGAACACUGGGAUAUUUGGCACCAGAAUUCCAAAGCGGUGAAAUCACACACAAGUUUGACUUGUAUAGCCUUGGUGUUAUAAUUAUAGAAAUGUUGACUGGAAAGAAGGGGUAUCAAACUACUGAGAAUGUACUGGAAAUUUGGAAUAAUCCAACGGUGGAUACAUUGCAGUGGGAACAAAUACGAGUAUGUGCUAAGAUCGGGAUAGAGUGCACAGAUUUCAAUCCGGCGAAGAGACCGGCUAGUAUGAAGCAUAUAAUCGAUAGGCUUGAAGAGACAGAAUGCAGUAUACAUUUAAUCCCUACAGGUGGGACAAGCCAGCUUCUUACGCUUCAACAGUUCAAUCUUUGCUUCACCUUUGAGCCAAACAAGGUUAUGACAUGCCCACUGCAGCUAACAAACAACACCAAUAAGCAUGUUGCAUUUAGGCUUACAGACAAGAACAUGGAGCCCUCCUUCCUGAAUCUACCAUUGUAUGGCCUCGUUCCUCCUAACACACCUUACACUCUCAUCGUGGCAACAAAAGGGAAAGAAGAUCUACCUCGAAAAUAUAUCAUAGAUGUGUUCCUCCAGAGUGCUACAUUUAUAUUGGGGGAUGAUGGGCAUAUAAAAACUUUCCAACAGCAGCCAAACAAGUUUUUCCAAGAGAUGGAGAAUGAAGUGCAGGUGGCCAAACUGAAAGCACUUUAUACUCUGCCACGAGACAUCACACCAUCAUCGUCUAUGCCAAUCUCACAUGCAACAAAGAUAAUAUGCAUGGUGCAAGGCACCUACAGUUAUAAGUUGGACACAAACCAGACCAACCAAUGGAUGAUAUUAGGAGAUGACAGAGGAUACGUUCGCAUUUGGGACUGUAAGACACAGAGAAAGGUGGAUGCGCUUAAUGUCUCAGCGAGCAAAGUUCUGUGCGUUAAAUUUGUUGCAAGAAAGCAUUGGAUUGUUGCUGGGACACAAGAUGGUCUUGUCCAUGUGUACGAAUAUGAACAAGAGCGAAAGAUCACAAGUUUCAGAGCUGUUACAGCUGGUAUAUUUGAGAGUAUUUGGUCACUGGCCGUUCAUCCAACCCAGUCGUAUUUGCUGUCAGCGAGUACACACAUUAAACUUUGGGACUGGGACAAGGGUUGGGAGUGCGUACAGAUAUUUCAAAUGGAUGGGCCAGCAUAUCAAGUCGUAUUUAACAGAAAUGACACAAUCGCUAGUAUUUCAAUGGCACAUUAUUCAGUGGAGGUUCGGAGUAUUGAUUCACAAAAAUCUAGCUAUGAUCUUUCUGGGCAUUCAUCAACAGUGAGCUGCUUGGAUUUUUUCACCAGUCACGAUCAAGAGUUGUUGGUUACAGGAUCAAGUGAUAACACUGCCAAGAUAUGGCAUUUGGAGAAGAAGAUAUGUGCAUAUACACUUGAAGCUUCCGUAUCUCCAAUUAGUUCUGUCAUGCACCAACCCGAUCUUCAGACUCUAAUUACAGGUUCACUCGAUGGUACUAUUUAUUUGUGGAGCACAAAAAAUUUCAGGAUAUAUUCAUCACCCCCGAUGCUUAAAGGAAUCAUCAAGAUUGGUUCUCUUGGAGCUGUCGACCAUCUCGCAUGUGUGAUGGGAAGGGUUGUGAUUGGACAGUUUCGCACCAUAGCAAUUAUGGAUGUUGAGAGUGUGAGUUAUCAAAAGCAAUCAAUGGAUUAUGAGCAGGAGUUAAGUGUAGAUAUGAUACAACAUGCGGGAGACACAAUGUCUAAGCAGGAAAUCUCAAGAUCCAUCAGCAAGCUACCUUUACUUGACGUCUACCCAACAGAACUCCACUUCCCAUAUCAUCCCAAUGAGCCCAUCCCGUGCUCACUGCACCUAACAAACAACACAGAUGAAAAUGUGGGAUUUAAACUUGUAGACAAGAGCGGCAAAUCCCCAUGGUGCUUUGAAAAGAUGCCAUUGUACGGCAUUGUGCCUCGUAGAUCCAACUACACUUUGAUCGUGACAACGAAAGAGGAGAUGAAGCUAAAGAAAGAGACAGACUUUGAUCUCGUUAUUCACAGCUGUUUAUAUGGAGAUAAGCACAUCAUGGCAUCCGAAGACAUGUCCGAUUUUGAUGAAUUUUUUGAGGAGGCCAAAGAACUUGGGAAUAUGGUGCAUGAGGUGACACUAGAAGCUAUUUAUGUGACGCAAGAAGAGAUGACAUGCGAGAAUAUAUUGACGAAGUAUAAUCCUGACAGUUUGCGUUCACUAGAUGCACAUCCAACAAAGCCAUGGAUUUUGACUGGGCAUGCUAGUGGAUAUGCCCGUGUAUGGAACCAUGAGAUGAAGUACCCGAUGAAUGUUUUUAAAGUCUCCGAUUAUGAAGUAAGCAGCAUCAAAUUUAUUACAAGAAGGGAAUGGAUUGUAGCUCUGACAUAUGGCGGUCACCUCCAUGUGUACGACUGCGCAUGUGUAACAAAAAUAAAAAAGAUCAGGAGUGUUGAACCUAGUAGAAUGUUGAACUUCUCAGAACUAGCCAUUCAUCCAAUCCUACCGUACGUGUUGUCACCAAGUUCAGUGCUUUUGGACUGGGACCAGCGCUGGAACCGCAUACAAACAUUUCCUGGUGCUUUACGGCCAUUUGCAUUUAGCCCUAAUGACAACAACACUUUUGCAAGUGGGUCUUUGUACAGCCACGUACAGAUUUGGAGGCUUGAUUCUUCUGUCCCUGAAUAUUCUUUGCCUGGGCAUUCGGAGCAAGUUCUAUCCCUUGAUUUUAUCACACGUGGAGCUCAACAAUAUUUGACCAGUGGCUCCAAGGAUUGCACUGCCAAGAUCUGGGACUUGCAGAAAAGAGAGUGCAUUCAUACGCUCGAAGCUAUGUCACCAGUUCAUUGUGUCCUUGCCCAUCCAAACCUUCCAGUUAUAAUUACAGGAACAGAACAUGGCAUCAUUCAUCUGUGGAGCUCCACUGAUUUCAGGCUCAAGAGAAUCAUUAACUUAGGCGGCGGUGGACCUGUUGUUGCCAUAGUACGUCUGAUGGGUUUACAAAGCAGGAUUAUGAUUGGGCAAAAGAACACAAUAUUUAUCAUGGAUAUCUAUGGUGAUGAAGCUUUGCGACCAAAGAGUGUAGCGCCCUGGAUGCGACACUGCAGGGAGAAGCGAGCUGAGGCGGAGCGCCGCAAAACAGAGGGAACCGGCUGCAAGACAAUGUAAAUGGGGAUCGUGUAGACACCAAAGAUGGAGAGAUUAAGGCCGAAAUGACUGUGGCUUUUCUUGCUUAACACCAAAGAUGCAACAGCCUGCAUACUCCAUUUUUUUCUGCAAGUGAAAAAAAAUCUUCAGAGGUGUUCCUGGAUUAUGUUGUAGCAUUGCGUUUGGUAGAUGGAGCUCGAGGUAUUAUAAAGAUGGAGAGAUUAUAUGAUCUCCUGAAAGGGCUACUGGAAUGCUGAACGUGUUGGUACAAAGGUAGAGAUCCUGUGCAUGCAUCAUUGGAUCAAACCCAUAAGCGAUUAUAUUGAUUUCUCUCUCCUAUGCUA